Molecule: messenger RNA, 1490 nt
Organism: Dendrobium catenatum
Lineage: Eukaryota; Viridiplantae; Streptophyta; Magnoliopsida; Asparagales; Orchidaceae
Exons: 4
Coding region: 118-741 (207 amino acids)
Source: RefSeq, a predicted model, not a curated record
AAAUAGCAGGCCAGAGGCAAGCUAGGUUUGCAAAAUUGGAGUGCCGCACACCUCUCUUCUUUACGAAUAAGAACCCGGCGUCUAGGAUUCUUCUCUCUCGGAACAUCUACUUACAAAAUGUCCGCAUCAUCUAAAUCCAGAUCAAGCGCGCCGGUGCUUCCGAUGACAAGCGGCUUCCAGCAAUCGAUGUCUCUCUCUGAUCGUUUCUAUACGCCGGCUUUCUCUUUGCCGGAAAUGUCCUCCUCCUCUUCGUCCUUAUCUGCCCAAUCGUCCAACUUCUAUCCCCGCUCCACUUCCCCCACUCGCGUAAGCCUCAUCGGAUCGUCACAACCGUCCCCCUCCGUCCGCUUCGCCAUUGACCGACCAACUUCACCUGGCCGUUCAAUGUCAGCCAUCACGAGCCGUGAUCCUAUUGUUCGCCCUCCUAUAUCUUCCUCAGUCCGACGCAAGACCUGCAUGUGCUCGCCGACCACUCACCCGGGAUCCUUCCGCUGCAGCCUCCAUAAGGGUCUCAGUAAUCAACAAACUGCGGCAUCAGUAUCGUCGCCGUCCAAUCGGCUCAAUGCCCGUCGAUCGGCGAUGACAAACUCGCUUGUUCGGAUCGGGACAGUUGAGGGCGAGUUGGUCAGAAGGGCCCUCACUGCGCUAAUCCGCCCUUCAUCGCAUCAUCAACGACGGAGAGCAGACUUCCAGCCCAGGCAAAGUCGGCUUUCCAAGAUGUCCAAGGCCGACGAUCUAUGAUCGUCGAAGGAAAGGGUUGAAGUUCUCGAAGCAGGUUUGUUGUUAUGAUACCCAAAAUACACAAACCCUUCAUCUCCACCCUUCACUGCCGGCGGCGUAUCUUCUGAUCGGAGUCUUCGAUUUUGUUUCCUUUACCGAUUUCUUUUAUUGUAAUGAGAAAUCCAGAGGAGGUAAGCAGCAGUAAGGCGGAAAUGAUCAAAUCCGUCAUAUAUUGCACAUAAUGCUCUAUCCUAGUCAGCGAUGGCUAGGAAAUCAGAUUUGCAGAAAUGAGAACUGGACACAGUGGACGCCAUCUAAUUAAAUUGCCGUGAUACGAGUCUGCAGAAUCGCAAUAAGAUUUAUUCGUCGACGUUUCCUCCGGCGUCGGUUUCGUCGUCGUCGCUCAAUUCGAGUCCGUAGUAGUUACGUUCCGGUCAUCUUCCCCGACGAGGUGUAUGCAGCUUUGGGGCUCACCUCUUCCUCCAGUUGUUGAAGCUCUUCGAAUCACCCUCUGCCUCCUAUCCAACAGGGGAAAUUAUUGGGUUCGGACACCGCAUGUGUUCGGAGCCAAAUGAAAAUGCGUCACAUCAUCUACUACUUGGUAUUGGGCUCGGUACUGACACUACUAGAAAGUUGAAUUUUUCGCACCAGUUAUUAGUAGUGGUUUAAGAACCGCUUCUAAAAAUGUCUUUUUGCACCGGUUUUAACUGAUGCAAAUACCUCAUUUAACCCCGCUAGCCUCUGCCCAAAGCUCUAAUUCGCGCGAACUA